AUGGCGUCUUCUGCGGAUGUUCACGUCCGAAUUUGCGCACAAGAAAUUAUCAAAUAUGAUCUGGAAAUUAAAGCUCUCAUUCAGGACAUCAGGGAUUGUCCAGGACCUCAGUCUGCUCUUGUGGAGCUCAAUGCUCAGGUCAAAGAGAAAUUCAACAAGCUGAGGCUCAGAAUUCAGGUCAGGCCUCAGCUACACAUCCAUACGGUGCUGCAUCUGACAGUUUGGGUUUUUUUUUUGCUUAAUAUUGGAUCUGUGUCAUGUGAUGCCAUGAUGUUGUUGUUUUUUUUUGGUUUCUUCCAGGAUCUGGAGCAGAUGGCCAAAGAGCAGGACAAAGAGUCAGACGGACUGGCCAUCCAAACAGAGACCGAGAGCCAAUGGAAGCAGAUGCUGAGCAACCAGACAGCGUGGAGAAAAGCUAACCUGGCUUGUAAACUUGCCAUAGACAACAUGGAGAAGGACGAACUGCUGCAUGGUGGGGAAAACCACAACACCAGACAGAGGAAAGCAACCAAGGAAAAUUUAGUGGAAACCAGCAGCAACAUCACAGAAAGUCUGAUGUCUAUCAGCAGGAUGAUGUCUGAACAGGUGAAGCAGAGUGAGGACACCAUUGGCACUCUAGCCACCUCAUCCAGGACGGUGCAGGAAACCAACGAGGAGUUUAAAAGCAUGACAGGAACCAUUCACCUGGGCAGGAAGCUCAUCCUGAAGUACAACCGACGGGAGCUGACAGACAAGCUGCUCAUCUUCCUUGCACUAGCCCUCUUCUUUGCCACCGUCCUCUACAUCCUCAAGAAACGUCUCUUCCCCUUCAUUUAGUCGGCCGCCUGGGUCGGUCACCCGCUGGAUCUGUUUUUCCUCAAGGACGUGGGGACUGGCUUGGAAGGAGUUACCACAGUGAAUUGUAGGAGGUAUGAAGUAGAAGCAUGAACCACAUGGACUGAAACUGGACUGUAGCACACAGAGGCGGCGUGAAGUGGGAACGUGUUACUUUUUACGUAUAAUAUGCAAUAUGAAGGGUUGGAAAAUAUCUGAAGCUCAAGAUCCACUUCAGCAGUGAAAGGAGCAAAGUGAGUAAAACUGACAUCCAGAGUUUCAUAGAAAACAUUAAGAAGCCACAACCUGCCUUGAGUAGAUAUGGUUAUACAAUGCAUUGCCAAAACUUUGAACGCAUGUUGCAAAUGGUCACAGUUGAAGAAGGGAUCUGCUGCUUUUUAGCCUUUUCCUUGAUGCCUCACACUGCCUCCCUGGUGUUACAGUAAGGACUCCCGGGUUUUUUGAGUGACUCCAUUAUCUUAAUGUGACCAUUUCUAUCAUUCUGGAUGAUGGUUCUUUUUCAGAAAGCCUGAACUUGAGGAAAUUCAUGUGUUUACAUUGAAAUUUACAUUAAAUUGAAGUAAAUACAGAGCUUAAA
Messenger RNA from Pelmatolapia mariae (spotted tilapia), 1411 nucleotides. RefSeq names its product BCL2 interacting protein 1b (gene bnip1b). The transcript has 5 exons. Gene Ontology annotation, biological process: retrograde vesicle-mediated transport, Golgi to endoplasmic reticulum. The record is from RefSeq and is a predicted model, not a curated record. NCBI's taxonomy places the organism in Eukaryota, Metazoa, Chordata, Actinopteri, Cichliformes, Cichlidae. Gene Ontology annotation, molecular function: SNAP receptor activity. Bases 1 to 816 code for a protein of 271 amino acids. Gene Ontology annotation, cellular component: SNARE complex; endoplasmic reticulum.